Molecule: messenger RNA, 4803 nt
Organism: Lasiodiplodia theobromae
Lineage: Eukaryota; Fungi; Ascomycota; Dothideomycetes; Botryosphaeriales; Botryosphaeriaceae
Product: Phospholipid-transporting ATPase
Exons: 6
Coding region: 1-4803 (1600 amino acids)
Biological process (GO): phospholipid translocation; endocytic recycling; post-Golgi vesicle-mediated transport
Cellular component (GO): plasma membrane
Molecular function (GO): ATP hydrolysis activity; ATP binding; ATPase-coupled intramembrane lipid carrier activity
Source: RefSeq, a predicted model, not a curated record
AUGUUCCAAAGACUGCGCGACGCGCUUUUCCCGGGCCGGCAGCCGGUGCCGAUACCGAGCGAUGGCCGCGAGGUCCCGCUGCGGGUGGUCCACGGCCCGCAGCUACUCGACCCGCGAUCGGGCCGGCCUUACAUAUCCAACGGCAUCCGAACCACACGAUACACGCUGUGGGACUUCCUGCCGAAGCAGAUCCUCUACCAAUUCUCCCGACUCGCAAACUUCUACUUUCUGUGCAUGGCCAUCCUUCAGCUCAUACCCGGCCUAAGCACCACGGGGAACUUCACCGUCCUGAUCCCGCUUCUGAUUUUCGUCUCGCUCACCAUUGCCAAAGAGGGCUACGACGACUUCAAGCGGCAUCGUCUCGACCAGGUUGAGAAUCGCCGGAGUGUAAGCAUUCUGAGGCCUGCGGGGCCGCCGCCGAGCGAUGCGGAUAAUUUGAGUGGCACCCCCAUGGAGCUUCUGAACAGUUCGUCCGACGAAGACUUUGAGUGGACAAGCACGCAGUGGCAGCAUCUCCAGGUUGGCGAUGUCAUCAAGCUGUCGAGAGACGACGACAUUCCUGCCGACAUCAUCCUCCUCCACGCCGACCACAACGCGGCAUACAUCGAGACAAUGGCCCUGGACGGCGAAACCAACCUAAAGACGAAACAGCCACCAAGCGCUCUGGAGAACUGCGACACGCCCAGGAGAAUAGCCGGCAGCAACGCUAACUUCACCGUCGAGGAUCCCAACCAGAACCUGUACCGUUUCGACGGCCAGGUAGCGGUAGACGGCAAGGUAUCGCCCCUGUCAGACCUCUCGGUGAUCUACCGCGGCAGCACCCUCCGCAACACCAGCUCCGCCAUCGGCCUGGUCAUCAACACGGGCGAGGAGACCAAGAUCCGCAUCAACGCCAACCGGCACCCACGCGCCAAGCGGCCGCUCCUCGAAUCCUUCAUCAACAAAGUCGUCAUCCUCCUCGCCCUCCUCGUCCUCUCCAUCGCCGCCUUCGGCUUCUUGGGCUACACGCUGUGGAAGCGCGGACGCGGCGGCAAGCCGUGGUACCUGCACGGCACGACGGUGCCGUUCCAGGAAAUCUUCUUCGGCUUCGUCAUCAUGUUCAACAGCGCCGUCCCCAUGUCCCUCAUCAUGGGCCUGGAAGUCAUCAAGAUCAACCAGAUGAACUCGAUCAACCGCGAUUUGGAGUUGUACCACGCCGCCUCGGACACGCCCGUCCGCUGCAACACCGACACCAUCAUCGACGACCUCGGCCAGAUCGGCUACGUCUUCUCCGACAAGACGGGCACCCUGACCGAGAACGACAUGCGGUUGCGGAAGUUGAACAUCGCCGGCACGAGCUGGGCGCACCGCUGCCAACAGACCCCCGCUGGUGACGACGAGGAGGAGCGGACGACCGACGACCUCGUCGAAUUCAUGCGGCUGAGACCUGCCUCGCCUUUCGCGCUCGCGGCAAGGCAGUUUCUGCUGUGCCUCGCCAUCUGCCACACGGCGCAGCCCGAGGCUCGCGGCGACGACGACGGGCAGUUGGACUUCCAGGCGUCGUCGCCGGACGAGCUGGCUCUCGUCAAGGCGGCGCAGGAGCUCGGCUUCCUCGCGGUCGAGCGGUCUGCCCAGGCCAUUACGAUUGAGACGGCGGAUGGGCAGCGGGAGACGUACGAAAUCCUCCACGUGCUGGAGUUCAAUAGCGACAGGAAGCGCAUGUCCGUCAUCGUGCGGUGCCCGGAUGGCAGGAUCUGGUUGAUUUGUAAGGGCGCUGACACGGUUCUCGCGCCGCGUAUAAGAGCAGGGUCGACAAGCAGCUUCGAAAGGGCUGGAUCGGGUCAGUUCGACGAGAUGGUGACGGGCGCGGAUCAGCUCCCGGCAAAGUUCCAAGGACUCGACGCUUGCGACGACGACGACGAGGCAGAGGUGCGCAGGCGGUGCUUCAUGGCGCUGGACGACUACGCCCGGCAGGGCCUGCGCACGCUGCUCUUCUGCCAGCGCUUCUUGUCCGAGUCCGAGUACCAGGCGUGGCAAGCGCGCUACCACGACGCGCAGAUCAGCCUCGUCGACCGACAGGCCCGCGUCGACGCGGUAGGCGACGAGAUCGAAAAGUCACUCGAGCUCGCCGGCGCGUCGGCCAUCGAGGACAGGCUGCAAGAAGGCGUGCCCGAGACGAUCGAGCAGCUGCGCAAGGCCGGCAUCAAGGUCUGGAUGCUUACGGGAGACAAGCGCGAGACGGCCGUCAACAUUGCACAUUCGGCGAAGAUCUGUAGCGCCGAGUCGACGAUCUACGAGCUCGAUGUGGAUGACGACGACGGGGGGCGGGGGGAUCUGGAGACGCAGUGUCUGGAUGUUCUGGGCGCGCUGCAGCGGUAUGAGAAGGCGAGCGCGCAGACGGCGCUGCUGGUCGACGGGAACACGCUUCACGCCAUCCAAGACGAUAGUCGCGUCGAGCAGCUCUUCAACGCCAUCAUCCCCGCCGUCGACUCGGUCGUGUGCUGCCGGGCGUCGCCCUCGCAGAAGGCGCUCCUCGUGUCCGCCAUCAAAGACCACAAGCCCCAGCGCCGGGGCAACCGCUUCCUUCGCUGGCUCACAGCACCGCGGCAGCCCCUCACCCUCGCCAUCGGCGACGGCGCCAACGACCUCUCCAUGAUUACGACAGCACACGUCGGCAUCGGCAUCUCGGCGGGCAACGAAGGCCAGCAAGCCGCGCGCAUCGCCGACUUCAGCAUCGCGCAGUUCCGCUUCCUCGCGCGGCUGCUGCUCGUGCACGGCCGCUGGAACUACCACCGGACCACGCGCUUCAUCCUCGCGUCCUUCUGGAAAGAGCUGUUCCACGCCGCGCCGCAGGGGCUGUACCAGUGCUUCGUCGGCUUCUCCGGGACGAGUUUGUUUGAUCCGACGGCGCUGGUGUUGUACGGCUCGCUGUUCACGACGUGCGCCAUCAUCGCCCUGGGUUCGUGGGACCGGGAUUUGAGGGCGGAUACGCUGCUGGCCGUGCCGCAGCUGUAUGAGUAUGGCCGAAGGGGUCGGGGGCUGGGGAUGGGCAGUUUUCUCGGGUGGGUGGCCAACGCGUUCGCGGCUGGCUUGCUCGUCAUUUUUGUUAGCUGGGCGGGCUACGGCUCUUCUGAGGCCGUCGAUGAUAACGGGCUCUACGCGUUCGGCGCGCUCGUGUACGCUAUGGGCGUCGUCUGGGCGAACGUUAAGCUGAUGAUGGUGGAGAUGCAUGACAAGACGGGUGCUGUGUUGGGCAUGUUUGCGGGAACCAUCGCUGCCUUGUUUGCUUUCGUCGGCGUCUGGUCUGUGGGCGGCCCAUAUGCGUUGACGCCGUUCGCUGUGCGGCACGGCUUCAGCAAGACGUUUGGCCCGGACGGCAGCUGGUGGCUGACGCUGGUCGUCGGGCUGAUGGUCUUGUGUGCGAUGGAGCUGGUGCUGAAGGCGCUGCAGCGGCACCGCCUGGCGCGAGUCAUCUGGACAAAGAUGAUUCCGGGGAAGGACAAGUCUGAGCUCUCGGGGGGUGGUGUCUGGGCUGGGUUUGAGGCGUGGCACCCUUUCCUUUGGCAGGAGAUCGAGCAGGAUCCGAGCGCGAGCGCGCACCUGCGUCGUCUCAGGCCGGCAGACGAAGCGCACUACGCUGCGUCUCCAAUCGCUGACGGCGGGAUGAAGAGCAAGAGGCCGAAAGACACUGCGUGGAACCAGCAGCGCCUUUGGUCCUGGAGACCAAUUCUCACCAUCAAAAGAGCCAUCAUGUAUUUCUUCGCCAUAUCGAUUGUCGCCUUUGCCAUUGGAGUGGCGCUGGUGGUGAAAAGCCGCGAAACCCCAGAGAUCUCCAUCGACUAUACGGACUGCUGGAAACACUCGCCCGUCGGAUCUAACAGCACCUUUCCCCCCAACACGAGGACCUUCGCCCCGAUCCCGGGAGCGCGCGUGUCCAAGAACUUCAGGCGAACCAACCCAAAUGCCACGGCGGCAACCUGGGCGCACAGCUUCAAGCAGACCGAUUCCCGGAACACCACCGCCACCACGGCCGUCUGCUCGCUCCGCUUCGACAUCGAAAGCGCCAUCCCCCCGCCCGUCUUCCUGUACUACCGCCUCUCCGACUUCUACCAGAGCCACCGCGACUACAUCAAAUCCGUGGACCCCGAGCAGCUGGCCGGCAAAGCCCGCAGCGCCUCUUCCAUCAGCGGCAGCGGCAGCGACUGCGAGGCCCUCGACAUCGAUCCAGAGACGGGAAAGGCGUACUAUCCCUGCGGCCUCAUCGCCAACUCGCUGUUCAACGACACCUUCUCCCAGCCGCGCCGCAUCGACAACAGCGCGAACGAGAACGAGAACGAGACGUCGACGACGUAUUAUUACAACAUGACGACGAAAGGCAUCGCCUUCCCCGCCGACAGGGACCUCGUUAAGCAGACGAGUUACGCGCCAGACGACGUCGUCCCGCCGCCUAACUGGCGUGCCAGGUAUCCGGACGGCUAUGCUGACGGGGUGCCCGAUCUGUCCGCGGACGAGGGCUUCGUCGUGUGGAUGCGGACGGCGGCGCUGCCGAAUUUUAGGAAGAUGGCGAUGCGGAAUGAUGGGGAGCCGAUGGCGGCGGCGCGGUACGAGGUUGAUGUCGAGGAUAACUACGACGUUUCGUCCUUCGGCGGCACCAAGUCCAUCGUCAUCACUACGCGUGGGAAUGUGGGGUCGAAGAGUAGUAACCUUGAAGGCUUUUGCAUGCUGGUUGGGUGUGUUACGUUUAUUCUCGGCGUGGCUUUCGCGGUUACUGGCCGGAUGAAGUCGAGGAGGCUUAGUGACCAUAUCCUAUUGCCCGUAAUAUAG